CUCUCUCUCUCUCUCUCUCUAUUCACAAAAUAGAAGAGAAAAAAGAAAAAUGAGUGCUUCCAAGUUUAUAAAAUGUGUGACUGUUGGAGAUGGAGCUGUGGGAAAGACUUGCAUGCUCAUAUGCUACACCAGCAACAAAUUUCCAACUUGGAUGCCUGAACUUCGACGUUUUGCUCCAAACGUCCCUGUUGUUCUCGUAGGAACUAAGUUAGAUCUUCGGGAUGAUCGAGGAUAUCUGGCCGACCACGUCAUUACCACCGCCCAAGGGGAGGAGCUGAGGAAACAAAUUGGUGCAGCAGCUUACAUAGAAUGUAGCUCUAAAACUCAACAGAAUGUGAAAGCUGUGUUUGAUACGGCAAUUAAGGUUGUACUGCAACCUUCUCGGAGGAAAGAAAUGGCGGCACACAAGAAAAGACGCACUACUGCCUGCUUAAUCGUGUGA
This is a messenger RNA of Striga asiatica, 442 nucleotides long. The record is from the annotation of a GenBank genome assembly. Lineage: Eukaryota; Viridiplantae; Streptophyta; Magnoliopsida; Lamiales; Orobanchaceae.